CUCUCUUUCCAUCUACUUUUCUGUCUCUCUCUUUCUCUCUUUUUUUUUUCUCUCGAGCCCUUCCUCGAUAUGCAUCAGCGACCUGCCUUAAUGUAGCGUGCAUAUGUAAUAACGAUUAGCCUAUGCCGGAUACAAUGACUCGAUGAACGACAAACAGCAUGCACGUUCAACUUAUAUGUACAUGUCCAUGUGUUUUAUGUACAAACAUAUGUAUGUACAUUGGCCGUUGACCCGUAACCUUAAAAUUCGAGUUCAAUGAUAGAUUCAUUUAUACACAUCGUAUGUUAUUUGUGGAACGCUCGAAAUACGAAGUUAUAAAAGUGUAAACAAUAACAAGCUCGAUGGCUCUGAUAGAUCAGUCGAUUACGAAACUUUGAAGCGUCAAUAUCGUAACUCUCUUAAUAUUUAUUCGCGUACUAUUAUUUCUCGAAUUAUCUAAUUUUAUACGUCUUGCACAAGCACAUCGAAUUUUAGGAUCAAGGAUUAUUGUAUUACUUUCGCAUUGGAAUAAUCGAUAUUAAUCAUUUUCAAAUAUCUUUUGCUUUUUAAAUUACAAUCGAACUAUUGUUGUUUAUUCGUAUCUUUUCUAUACACGUGUUUCGUAGGCGGCAAAUAAUCGACCAAUCAAAUCACAGCCGCCAUGACACUUUUGUUAUUCGCGGGAUCAACACAACGUCACCUAUCUACAUGAUAAUAGUUUUGUAUUCGAACGACAAACGUGUACUCGAUCGGUUAAAUAGCUGUACUGUAAUUUUUUUAAAUUUCUUUCGGCUUCUAUAUAUUAACCUAUAUACGAUAUUGUAAUAAUAUUAAUAUAUUUUCUUAAAAUAUUUUCUACGUUUCGUGAAGAACGUGGGACUUCUUCUUAAUUUAAGUAUUCCGAACGUAUCCGUGUUACCACUACUAUAUUCGUAGUAUUUUAUUUGCUUAUAUUUUUAUUAAGAAUAUACCAGCAGUUCCGUUAUAAGCCAAACUGACUUAUCUACAAAGCAGCCAUUUAAGUUUUCAGUGUCUGAAAUUAACCCCCCCAAGCGUAGCUUGGGCGGAAUUCGUAUCGUAACACAUUACAGUUUAUAAUGCAUUUUGUAAGACGAUUUAUACAAAAUAUUUACAUUAUUCUUUUGAGAGUGUAAUUUAAUUACAAACGAGAAAGAAAAUGUUGAGAUUUCUUUCGCGACGACGAGCUCGUAGUGUAACUGGGCAAAACACCUCGUCCCAGAUUAAAAAUCAGAGGUUACUUAGCAAUAAAAAUGUUGUGCAAUGUAGAGUUGUUUUAUUAGAUGGAACUGACUUGCCUAUAGAAUUAUCGAAAAAAGCUCUAGCCAGUGAUUUAUAUGAACAGGUAUUUUAUAGUUUAGAUCUGAUAGAAAAAGAUUAUUUUGGAUUGCAAUAUACGGAUAGUAAUAACGUCCAACAUUGGUUGGAUCCAACAAAACCGAUAAAAAAACAAGUAAAAAUCGGACCACCGUAUACACUUAGACUCAAAGUAAAGUUUUAUUCUUCAGAACCAAACACAUUGCGCGAAGAAUUAACUCGGUAUCAAUUUUUUUUACAAUUAAAACAGGAUGUAUUAGAAGGUAAACUUCAUUGUCCACAUCAAGUGGCUGUUCAGUUAGCUGCCUUAGCUCUUCAAUCUGAAUUAGGUGACUAUGAUCCAACUAUGCAUAGUGCUGCAACGGUAUCUGAAUUCAGAUUUGUCCCGGGGCAAACAGAACAAAUGGAAUUAGAAAUACUUGAAGAAUAUGCCAAAUGUUCGGGUCUUAGUCCAGCACAAGCCGAAUCGGCCUAUCUUAGUAAAGCAAAGUGGUUAGAUAUGUAUGGAGUUGAUAUGCAUACAGUUCUUGGCAAAGAUGCAUGUGAAUAUUCGUUGGGUUUAACGCCAACCGGAAUACUUGUUUUUGAAGGGAUGCAGAAAAUUGGCUUAUUCUUCUGGCCAAAAAUUGGUCGUUUAGAUUUUAAAAAGAAAAAGUUAACAUUGGUAGUGGUAGAGGAAGAUGAUGAAGGAAGAGGAGAACAGGAGCAUACGUUUGUUUUUAGACUAGUCAAUGAGAAAGCAUGUAAGCAUUUGUGGAAAUGUGCAGUAGAACAUCAUGCCUUCUUUCGUUUACGUGCUCCUGUCAAGGGUACAAGUGGUCGUCAAAACUUUUUCCGCAUGGGAUCACGUUUUCGUUAUAGUGGAAAAACAGAAUUUCAAACUACUCAAUUAAAUCGAGCUCGCCGUACUGUUCAAUUUGAACGCCGACCGAGUCAAAGAUACGCGCGUCGACAAAGUCAUGUUUUACGAGAACGUCAACGCCAACAAGUAGAUCAGUUACAACAACCACUUACUACCGAAGAAGAACCUCUGCAACGUCAGCCAAGUCACGCUAGUACAAAAUCGUCAGAUUCCAGUGUUCAAGGGGCAUCAUCGCCUUUGGUAGAUUCUUUGUUGAAAUCCCUUGCUAAAGAUCAACAACCUCUCGAACCAAGAAAUCAAACAGCAGUUGUUAAUACUGAAAAAGAAUCUGAACCUGUUAAAUCUACAUUACCCGUCGACAAUAUAGCUAAUCAAGUGCAAUUAGUACCUAAUAAUCAAGUUGGUGGUAGUUCAUCUUUACCACCUCGUACUCCGAUACCACCAGAAUCACUUAAAUGUAAUAUAUUGAAAGCAAAAUCCCUUGAACAGGGUAAAAAUUCUAAUUUAAUUUCUAUUACAUCUGUGGAUCAAUCUGCAGUUACAGUCAAAAAUAGUCAGCAUUCUGAUGCAGCAACUAUCGUUUCAGUGGGUGGAGACAAAUUAACACUUUCUGUUAGUGGAGCUGAAGUAAGCCCAUCAUCAGAUUCCACUGUAACCGUAACACAUUUCUCCUUGGACAAUUGGGGCCAAAUAGAACAAACAACUACACCAUUCAACCCAAAAUCAAAUCAAUCUCAAAAUCCAUUCAAUCCAUUUACUACUGAUAGCAAGAGUGAAGUAACUAAUGAUGGUUCUGAUACUACUGAUACAGUCAGUACAGAAGAUGAAAAGAAAAAGAAUACAAAUCCUUUUAUAGAUUCUAAUCCAUUUUUGGGUUUACUAAACCCAUUUAAAGAAUUACAACCUACAGUGGAAAAGAAAAAUGAGCCAGAUACUACUGAUAAAACAACUCAAGCAAGAGUUGUUAAAACUGAAGAGAUUCAAACUAUAAGAACAACAAUUACACACAAGGAUGAUAGCCCAGCUGUAUCUGAUAUCAGUCCAUGGUUGGUAGCAGAUCCAUCUCAAGCUGCAACAACAGAACAAUCUCCAGGCAAACAAACAGUCAUAACUAGAAAAACGGUAAUAACCACACAGCUAUAAAUCGAUAAUUAUAUAUUUGUUAUUUCCUUUUAUUUUUACUCCCAACACAUUCCUAUUAUAUACUUGAUGAAAUAAUGGCAGCAAAUUAAUAUGAUUUUUUUUCAGUUUAUUUAUUUGUUUUUCAUCUUGUUUAGUUUUUAUUUCUUUUUAAUUUUUUUUUUUUAUAUAUAUAUAUAAAUAGAUCACAUAAAUUUAUAAUUUCCAAAUAAGUAAAGAAAUACGUGUGAUAAAGUAUUUGACAGAAGAAAAAGGUAUUUUUUAUAGUAAUAAGUAGGUCAUAUGACUUUAAAAUGAAGUUUGCAUUUAUAUAUUAUUUAAAAAAAAAAAAAAAAAAAAGAAAAC
Molecule: messenger RNA, 3661 nt
Organism: Vespula pensylvanica (western yellowjacket)
Lineage: Eukaryota; Metazoa; Arthropoda; Insecta; Hymenoptera; Vespidae
Gene: yrt
Product: band 4.1-like protein 5
Exons: 7
Coding region: 1157-3319 (720 amino acids)
Cellular component (GO): cytoskeleton
Molecular function (GO): cytoskeletal protein binding
Source: RefSeq, a predicted model, not a curated record